GUACGUAAGUUUGUAAAGAAAUUAAGGAAGCAAAAUGGCAGAAGCAAAGGUUCUUCGCAUGAAUGCAGCAGAUCAUGAAAUUAGCUAUGCUAAUAAUUCAGUUUUCCAAAAAGCAGUAAUAUCAAAGGUAACACCAAUCAUUGAAGAAUCCAUUAGAGAUAUGUUCAAGGAAAUGGCUCCAGCUUGUAUAAAGGUGGCAGACUUGGGUUGCUCUUCAGGACCUAACACCUUCCACACUAUAUCUCAAGUUAUUGACACUAUCCAUGGGAUAUGUAAGCGAGAAGAGUUGAAAUUUCCAGAGUUUGAAGUGCUUCUAAAUGAUCUCCCAGACAAUGACUUCAACUCUGUGUUUAGGUCGGUUCCUGAUUUCAUUGAGAGGAUGAAGAAAACGAAAGGAGAUAUGGUGCAAGAAAGGUGUUUUAUAGGAGGAGUUGCAGGCUCUUUCUAUGACAGACUCUUUGCAACUAGAAGCCUCCACUUUGUCAAUUCUUCGUAUGCGCUUCAUUGGCUAACACAGCUCCCAGUUGGGCUAGAGAACAAUAAGGGAAACGUAUACAUGGCAAGAUCAAGUCCUCCCAAUGUUUUCCAAGCAUAUGCCGACCAAUUUCAGAAAGACUUCACAAAUUUUCUAAGCUUGCGCUCCAAAGAAAUUAUAUCCCAAGGCCGUAUGGUGCUAACCUUUAUGGCUAGGAAAAAUGUCGACCCCUCCAACGAAGACUAUGGCUGGGAGCUUGUUGCUAAAUCACUUCUUGAUUUGGUUGCGCAGGGAGCUGUAGAAGAGAGAGAUGUGGAUUCAUUCAACCUUCCUUUUAUACACCUUGCAAAGAAGAAGUGGCUGAGAUUGCGGAGAGGGAAGGAUCAUUUGAAAUUACUGAUCUACAAGUUUUCGAAGUGGAUGCCGAUCCUAUAA
Hibiscus syriacus is the source of this 910-nucleotide messenger RNA. RefSeq names its product S-adenosyl-L-methionine:benzoic acid/salicylic acid carboxyl methyltransferase 3-like. Gene Ontology annotation, molecular function: S-adenosylmethionine-dependent methyltransferase activity. The record is from RefSeq and is a predicted model, not a curated record. NCBI's taxonomy places the organism in Eukaryota, Viridiplantae, Streptophyta, Magnoliopsida, Malvales, Malvaceae. The transcript has 4 exons. Gene Ontology annotation, biological process: methylation. The coding region runs from base 35 to 910 and encodes 291 amino acids.